Molecule: messenger RNA, 9703 nt
Organism: Nerophis ophidion (straightnose pipefish)
Lineage: Eukaryota; Metazoa; Chordata; Actinopteri; Syngnathiformes; Syngnathidae
Product: probable ribonuclease ZC3H12D
Exons: 6
Coding region: 684-2168 (494 amino acids)
Biological process (GO): 3'-UTR-mediated mRNA destabilization; nuclear-transcribed mRNA catabolic process, RNase MRP-dependent
Cellular component (GO): nucleus; cytoplasmic ribonucleoprotein granule
Molecular function (GO): mRNA binding; RNA endonuclease activity; metal ion binding
Source: RefSeq, a predicted model, not a curated record
AUUGUCACCGAGGAUGUCGUAGUGGUUUGUGUUGUGGUUUGUGCAGCCCUUUGAGACACUAGUGAUUUAGGGCUAUAUAAGUAAACAUUGAUUGAUUGAUUGAUAUUGUUGGUAUCACCUCUCGGUCACUGUCACUCUUCUCUCUGUUAUUUGACUCUUUUUAUUUAAAAAAAAAAAAAAUAGGUGGUGGAAAUUGUUUUUGUGCUGAUAUUUCCUGGUUAAAAAAAAAAAAAAGGGAGUAUUUUUGGCAUACAGCCCAAAACUAAGAAUUGUCGAGUACACGUCGCCGUACGUAGCAACAGCAUUAUCGUCUUUGACCCUUCACCUGUUGCUACUCCAAACUCCGUUCCACCACUUUGUGCUGAUACUUGGCAUGUGACCAUGUCCCAGUUCAAAUGUUUUUCAGGCCCGAGCAGGAAGAAGUGUCCAAAAAAACACAACACACCCCCCCCUCAGGCUGAAGAAUAACCAGGAGAGUGCCGACAAGGAAGUGAAUGCAAAUUUACUUCUUUUUUUUUUUUUUUUUCCCCCUCUAGUGACUUCCUGCUAUGAGUAAUCAUGACAGCAGCUGGGACAGUGCACUUUUCUUCUGAUACUUGGACAUAAAUGAAACAUGGAGAUGAAACAUAAUUAAGGAGAGCCAGAAUCCCACCUGGAGCCCCGACAAGUCUGUGGUCUGCGCCAUGGACCAGCACGCCAAAGUGGAGCGCUUCCUGAAGCUGGGCUACUCCCGGCAGGACAUAGUGAGGGUUCUGGAGAGUCUGCACCAUGACGCCCAGACCAAUGACAUCCUAGAAGAACUCAUCAAGACCUGCCACAUUCGCCAUGACAAGGGCGGCCCGCGCGGCGCCAAACUGGUCCCUAGAGGCUGCGGACCCAGGCCCGCUAGACCGGUACCGGACAAGGAGCCUGCAUCCUGUUUCAGACCUGUGGUUAUAGAUGGAAGCAACGUGGCCAUGAGCCAUGGCGACAAGAAGGUGUUCUCCUGUCAGGGCAUCCAGAUGGCGGUGAAGUGGUUCUGGGAUAAAGGGCUCCGGAACAUCACCGUCUUUAUCCCGCUGUGGAGGAAGGAGCAGCCGCGGCCCGAGACCCCCAUUGCAGACCAACACAUCCUGCAUGAGCUGGAGAGGAGGAACAUCCUGGUGUACACACCCUCGCGCUGUGUCAACGGUAAGAGGGUGGUGUGCUACGACGACCGCUUCAUCGUCAGGUUGGCCUUCGACUCCGACGGCAUCAUCGUGUCCAACGACAACUACCGGGACCUGCAGACCGAGAACCCGCUCUGGAAGAAGUUCAUCGAGGAGAGGCUGCUGAUGUACACCUUUGUCAGUGACAAGUUCAUGCCUCCCGAUGAUCCUUUGGGUCGAAACGGUCCAACUCUUGAUGACUUCCUGCUGAAAAAGCCAAAGAAUGUGGACAACAAACUGCAACUUUGUCCUUACGGUUACAAGUGCACUUAUGGAGUCAAGUGCAAGUUCUACCACCCAGAAAGAAGCAACCAGUCCCAGCUGUCCGUGGCCGACGAGCUCCGGGCGCAGAUCGACAGAACCAAGACCUCAACCCUGAAAGACAAGGACUCGCACCCCAGCCCUGAUGCGUACCAGUCUGAGCGCACCCCCGCAGACCUCUACCACAGAGACCACCUGGGGCCGCCCGGACCCAACCUGGAGGUGGACGAGGCCUUCGGCUCCAUGGACAGCUGCAAGUCCAAGGUCCACAUCCACAGCUACAGCAGCGGUGUGGCCAGCUACCUGAGCCAGGACUCCUCGCCGGGGUCUCACUACCACACCCCGGCUGGCCCGGACUCCUUGCCGGGGUCUCAGUACUACACCCCCUUGGUCUACGGUUCUGUGUGCACCUGCUGCAUGGGUGGAGGCCGGCAGGCCAGGGGGUCCCGCGGCCCCCCCGCUUGGUCCUCCUGUCCCCCCUUGACCCCAGACCACGCCUCCUCGUACUUGGCGGAGGAUCCCUGGUCCAGGCGGACCAAGUCCAGCCACGUCUUGCCCAGAGACUCUCAGGUCCGCGGGGAGACCGAGGAGCAGCGCAGGGAGAUGAGGAGCAAGCUGAGCACGCUCUUCCCCAAGGAGACUGUGGACCAAGUCAUGGACGCGUACCCUCAGGUCUCGGACUUGUUUGAACUGAUAUCACUCAUCAGGAACAACAUCUGAAUCGAGUCCCUACACCAAGUCCUGGUGUCACAAUAUCUAUUCCCUCCACCAAGUCUUAAUGCCACAAUAUCUAGUCCCUCCACCAAGUCCUGAUGUCACAAUUUCUAGUCCCUCUACCAAGUCCUGGUGUCACAAAAUCUAGUCCCUCCACCAAGUCCUGGUGUCCCAAUAUCUAUUCCCUCCACCAAGUCUUAAUGCCACAAUAUCUAGUCCCUCCACCAAGUCCUGAUGUCACAAUUUCUAGUCCCUCUACCAAGUCCUGGUGUCACAAAAUCUAGUCCCUCCACUAAGUCUUAAUGCCACAAUAUCUAGUCCCUCUACCAAGUCCUGGUGUCACAAUAUCUAGUCCUUCCACCAAGUCUUAAUACCACAAUAUCUAGUCCCUCCACCAAGUCCUGGUGUCACAAUAUCUAGUCCUUCCACCAAGUCUUAAUACCACAAUAUCUAGUCCCUCCACCAAGUCUUAAUGCCACAAUAUCUAGUCCCUCUACCAAGUCCUGGUGUUACAAUAUCUAGUCCCUCCACCAAGUCCUGGUGUCACAAUAUCUAGUCCCUCCACCAAGUCUUAAUGCCACAAUAUCUAGUCCCUCCACCAAGUCCUGGUGUCACAAUAUCUAGUCCCUCCACCAAGUCCUGGUGUAACAAUAUCUAGUCCCUCCACCAAGUCCUGGUGUCACAAUAUCUAGUCCCUCCACCAAGUCCUGGUGUCACAAUAUCUAGUCCCUCCACCAAGUCUUAAUGUCACAAAAAUCUAGUCCCUCCACCCAGUCUUAAUACCACAAUAUCUAGUCCCUCCAAGUCCUGAUGUCACAAUAUCUAGUCCCUCCACCAAGUCUUAAUGUCACAAAAAUCUAGUCCCUCCUCCCAGUCUUAAUACCACAAUAUCUAGUCCCUCCACCAAGUCCUGGUGUAACAAUAUCUAGUCCCUCCACCAAGUCCUGGUGUCACAAUAUCUAGUCCCUCUAUCAAGUCCUGGUGUCCCAAUAUCUAGUCCCUCCACCAAGUCAUGGUGUCCCAAUAUCUAGUCCCUCCACCAAGUCAUGGUGAACCAAUAUCUAGUCCCUCCACCGAGUCAUGGUGAACCAAUAUCUAGUCCCUCCACCAAGUCCUGGUGUCCCAAUUUCUAGUCCCUCCACCAAGUCCUGAUGUCAAAAUAUCUAGUCCCUCCACCAAGUCCUGAUGUCCCAAUUUCUAGUCCCUCCACCAAGUCCUGAUGUCAAAAUAUCUAGUCCUUCCACCAAGUCCUGGUGUAACAAUAUCUAGUCCCUCCACCAAGUCCUGGUGUCACAAUAUCUAGUCCCUCCCCCAAGUCUUAAUGCCACAAUAUCUAGUCCCUACACCAAGUCCUGGUGUCCCAAUAUCUAGUCCCUCCACCGAGUCAUGGUGAACCAAUAUCUAGUCCCUCCACCAAGUCCUGAUGUCACAAUUUCUAGUCCCUCCACCAAGUCCUGAUGUCAAAAUAUCUAGUCCUUCCACCAAGUCCUGGUGUAACAAUAUCUAGUCCCUCCACCAAGUCCUGGUGUCACAAUAUCUAGUCCCUCCACCAAGUCUUAAUGUCACAAAAAUCUAGUCCCUCCACCCAGUCUUAAUACCACAAUAUCUAGUCCCUCCAAGUCCUGAUGUCACAAUAUCUAGUCCCUCCACCAAGUCUUAAUGUCACAAAAAUCUAGUCCCUCCUCCCAGUCUUAAUACCACAAUAUCUAGUCCCUCCACCAAGUCCUGGUGUAACAAUAUCUAGUCCCUCCACCAAGUCCUGGUGUCACAAUAUCUAGUCCCUCUAUCAAGUCCUGGUGUCCCAAUAUCUAGUCCCUCCACCAAGUCCUGGUGUCAAAAUAUCUAGUCCUUCCACCAAGUCCUGGUGUCACAAUAUCUAGUCCCUCCACCAAGUCUUAAUACCACAAUAUCUAGUCCCUCCACCAAGUCCUUGUGUCACAAUAUCUAGUCCCUCCACCAAGUCUUAAUGCCACAAUAUCUAGUCCCUCCACCAAGUCCUGGUGUCACAAUAUCUAGUCCCUCCACCAAGUCCUGGUGUCACAAUAUCUAGUCCCUCCACCAAGUCCUGAUGUCACAAUAUCUAGUCCCUCCACCAAGUCCUGGUGUAACAAUAUUUAGUCCCUCAACCAAGUCUUAAUACCACAAUAUCUAGUCCCUCCACCAAGUCCUGAUGUCACAAUAUCUAGUCCCUCAACCAAGUCUUAAUACCACAAUAUCUAGUCCCUCCACCAAGUCCUGGUGUCCCAAUAUCUAGUCCCUCCACCAAGUCUUAAUACCACAAUAUCUAGUCCCUCCACCAAGUCCUUGUGUCACAAUAUCUAGUCCCUCCACCAAGUCUUAAUGCCACAAUAUCUAGUCCCUCCACCAAGUCCUGGUGUCACAAUAUCUAGUCCCUCCACCAAGUCCUGGUGUCACAAUAUCUAGUCCCUCCACCAAGUCCUGAUGUCACAAUAUCUAGUCCCUCCACCAAGUCCUGGUGUAACAAUAUUUAGUCCCUCAACCAAGUCUUAAUACCACAAUAUCUAGUCCCUCCACCAAGUCCUGGUGUCACAAUUUCUAGUCCCUCUACUAAGUCCUGGUGUCACAAUAUCUAGUCCCUCCACCAAGUCCUGGUGCCACAAUAUCUAGUCCUCCACCAAGUCCUGGUGUCACAAUAUCUAGUCCCUCCACCAAGUCUUAAUACCACAAUAUCUAGUCCCUCCACCAAGUCCUUGUGUCACAAUAUCUAGUCCCUCCACCAAGUCUUAAUACCACAAUAUCUAGUCCCUCCACCAAGUCUUAAAACCACAAUAUCUAGUCCCUCCACCAAGUCUUAAUACCACAAUAUCUAGUCCCUCCACCAAGUCCUGGUGUCACAAUUUCUAGUCCCUCUACUAAGUCCUGGUGUCACAAUAUCUAGUCCCUCCACCAAGUCCUGGUGCCACAAUAUCUAGUCCUCCACCAAGUCCUGGUGUCCCAAUAUCUAGUCCCUCCACCAAGUUUUAAUACCACAAUAUCUAGUCCCUCCACCAAGUCCUUGUGUCACAAUAUCUAGUCCCUCCACCAAGUCUUAAUGCCACAAUAUCUAGUCCCUCCACCAAGUCCUGGUGUCACAAUAUCUAGUCCCUCCACCAAGUCCUGGUGUCACAAUAUCUAGUCCCUCCACCAAGUCCUGAUGUCACAAUAUCUAGUCCCUCCACCAAGUCCUGGUGUAACAAUAUUUAGUCCCUCAACCAAGUCUUAAUACCACAAUAUCUAGUCCCUCCACCAAGUCCUGGUGUCACAAUUUCUAGUCCCUCUACUAAGUCCUGGUGUCACAAUAUCUAGUCCCUCCACCAAGUCCUGGUGCCACAAUAUCUAGUCCUCCACCAAGUCCUGGUGUCACAAUAUCUAGUCCCUCUACUAAGUCCUGGUGUCACAAUAUCUAGUCCCUCCACCAAGUCCUGGUGUCACAAUAUCUAGUCCCUCCACCAAGUCUUAAUACCACAAUAUCUAGUCCCUCCACCAAGUCCUUGUGUCACAAUAUCUAGUCCCUCCACCAAGUCUUAAUACCACAAUAUCUAGUCCCUCCACCAAGUCUUAAAACCACAAUAUCUAGUCCCUCCACCAAGUCCUGGUGUCACAAUAUCUAGUCCCUCCACCAAGUCUUAAAACCACAAUAUCUAGUCCCUCCACCAAGUCUUAAUACCACAAUAUCUAGUCCCUCCACCAAGUCCUGGUGUCACAAUUUCUAGUCCCUCUACUAAGUCCUGGUGUCACAAUAUCUAGUCCCUCCACCAAGUCCUGGUGCCACAAUAUCUAGCCCUCCACCAAGUCCUGGUGUCCCAAUAUCUAGUCCCUCCACCAAGUCUUAAUACCACAAUAUCUAGUCCCUCCACCAAGUCCUUGUGUCACAAUAUCUAGUCCCUCCACCAAGUCUUAAUACCACAAUAUCUAGUCCCUCCACCAAGUCUUAAAACCACAAUAUCUAGUCCCUCCACCAAGUCUUAAUACCACAAUAUCUAGUCCCUCCACCAAGUCCUGGUGUCACAAUUUCUAGUCCCUCUACUAAGUCCUGGUGUCACAAUAUCUAGUCCCUCCACCAAGUCCUGGUGCCACAAUAUCUAGUCCUCCACCAAGUCCUGGUGUCCCAAUAUCUAGUCCCUCCACCAAGUCUUAAUACCACAAUAUCUAGUCCCUCCACCAAGUCCUUGUGUCACAAUAUCUAGUCCCUCCACCAAGUCUUAAUGCCACAAUAUCUAGUCCCUCCACCAAGUCUUAAUGCCACAAUAUCUAGUCCCUCCACCAAGUCCUGGUGUCACAAUAUCUAGUCCCUCCACCAAGUCCUGGUGUCACAAUAUCUAGUCCCUCCACCAAGUCCUGAUGUCACAAUAUCUAGUCCCUCAACCAAGUCUUAAUACCACAAUAUCUAGUCCCUCCACCAAGUCCUGGUGUCACAAUUUCUAGUCCCUCUACUAAGUCCUGGUGUCACAAUAUCUAGUCCUCCACCAAGUCCUGGUGUCACAAUAUCUAGUCCCUCCACCAAGUCUUAAUACCACAAUAUCUAGUCCCUCCACCAAGUCUUAAUACCACAAUAUCUAGUCCCUCCACCAAGUCCUUGUGUCACAAUAUCUAGUCCCUCCACCAAGUCUUAAUGCCACAAUAUCUAGUCCCUCCACCAAGUCCUGGUGUCACAAUAUCUAGUCCCUCCACCAAGUCCUGAUGUCACAAUAUCUAGUCCCUCCACCAAGUCCUGGUGUAACAAUAUUUAGUCCCUCAACCAAGUCUUAAUACCACAAUAUCUAGUCCCUCCACCAAGUCCUGAUGUCACAAUAUCUAGUCCCUCAACCAAGUCUUAAUACCACAAUAUCUAGUCCCUCCACCAAGUCCUGGUGUCACAAUAUCUAGUCCCUCUACCAAGUCCUAAUGCCACAAUAUCUAGUCCCUCCACCAAGUCCUGAUGUCACAAUAUCUAGUCCCUCAACCAAGUCUUAAUACCACAAUAUCUAGUCCCUCCACCAAGUCCUGGUCUCACAAUAUCUAGUCCCUCCACCAAGUCCUGUUCUCACAAUAUCUAGUCCCUCCACCAAGUCCUGAUGUCACUAAAUCUAGUCCCUAGUCCUCCAAAUAGUUGUCAUAAAACGCCGACACUGAAAAGGUGUGUUAUGGCGCCAUCUUUUGGACAAGUUCUCUUACUGCAGGAGGCUUGGAAAUGUACUUACCUUUUCAUGCCUUGAACCGGAAGUAUAUAUUCUUCAUUCCUCACUACCAAGUGACGUUGGUAAGUUUUAUAAUAGAACUGAAACUAAUUACAGUCCCGUGUGUGACGUCUGUUGGCGUGCAUAUUUAUACGCGCCAUCGUAACGUAAUCAAGCUAGCGUUGUUAGCAUUAGCGAAUAUGCUAACAUGUUUAUGAGAGUCUGUGUCAAUAUUAUUAACUUAAACUUGCAUAAUUUUCGUAUUGUUUCACUUUGGUAAAGUCACCAAGACGUCAGGGUGGAGUUAUUGAGUCUGUUUGGCUGAUUUGUGUGUCCAUGAGCAUGACUUCUGUUUUGUUUGAUCAGCCGUUUUACUGCCCUGUUUCUGGCACAAUAUAUCUCUGCUGCGACUCAUACAAAGACAACAUAUUUGAUGUUCAAACUGAUAAACAUUAUUUGCAAAUAAUCAUUAACUUUAGAAUUUGAUGCCAGCAACACGUGACAAAGAAGUUGGGAAAGGUGGCAAUAAAUACUGAUAAAGUUGAGGAAUGCUCAUCAAACACUUAUAUGGAACAUCCCACAGGUGUGCAGGCUAAUUGGGAACAGGUGGGUGCCAUGAUUGGGUAUAAAAGCAGCUUCCAUGAAAUGCUAAGUAAUUCACAAACAAGGAUGGGGUGAGGGUCACCAAUUUGUAAGAAAAAUUGUCGAACAGUUUUAGAACAACAUUUCUCAACGAGCUAUUGCAAGGAAUUUAGAGAUUUUACCAUCUACGGUCUGUAAAAUCAUCAAACAGGUUCAGAGAAUCUGGAGAAAUCACUGCACGUAAGCGAUGAUAUUACGGACUUUUGAUCCGUAAUAUCCGUAAAAACCGACAUCAGUGUGUAAAGGAUAUCACCACGUGGGCUCAGGAACACUUCAUAAAACCACUGUCAGUAACUACAGUUGGUCACUACAUCUGUAAGUGUAAGUUAAAACUCUACUAUGCAAAGCCAAACCCAUUUAUCAACAACACCCAGAACGUCGCCGGCUUCAUUGGGCCCCAGCUCACCUAAGAUGGACUGAUGCAAAGUGGAAAAGUGUUCUGUGGUCUGACGAGUCCACAUUUCAAAUUAUAUUUGGAAACUGUUGACGUGGUGACCUCCGGAACAAAGAGGAAAGUAACUAUUUGGAUUGUUAUAGGCGCAAAGUUGAAAAGCCAGCAUGUGUGAUGGUAUGGGGGUGUAUUAGUGCCCAAGGCAUGGGUAACUUACACAUCUGUGAAGGCACCAUUAAUGCUGAAAGGUACAUACUGGUUUUGGAGCAACAUAUGUUGUCAUCCAAGCAACGUUAUCAUGGACGCCCCUGCUUAUUUCAGCAAGACGGGUGUUACAUCAGCGUGGUUUCAUAGUAAAAGCGUGUAGGUACUUUCCUGCAGUCCAGACCUGUCUCCCAUGGAAAAUGUGUGGCACAUUAUGAAGCGUAAAAUACGACAGCGGAGAACCCGGACUGUUGAAGGACUGAAGCUCUACAUAAAACAAGAAUGGGAAAGAAUUCCACUUUCAAAGCUUCAACAAUUAGUUUCCUCAGUUCCCAAACGUUUAUUGAGUGUUGUUAAAAGAAAAGGUGAUGUAACACCGUGGUGAACAUGCCCUUUCCCAACUACUUUGGCACGUGUUGCAGCCAUGAAAUUCUAAGUUAAUUAUUAUUUUGCAAAAAAAAAUAAAGUCAAUGAGUUUGAACAUCAAAUGUGUUGUCUUUGUAGCAUAUUCAACUGAAUAUGGGUUGAAAAGGAUUUCCCAACUCAUAUGGAAACGGGGUUUGUACAUGCAAACAUAUUUUUUUCUUCUGAAAUCUGGAGGCUUAAAUAAUGCUGUGCUCUCGAGUCCUGGAAACAUUCAGAAGUCAAAUUUGAAUAAUAUGUAAUAAUAUAUCUAAUUAAAAAUGAAUGAAUUGAAAUGUUCCAAUAAGAAUUGUGUAUAAAGUCAAAAAUGAGCUCAACACUUCUUUAGCAAGCUCACUUUUGUUCAGGCAGCUUUGAAUUGUUUUUAAAACAAAUUCCAUGAAGUUGUUUUUGUGUAAAAAAAACAAAAAGUAAACAACUUGGUAGUUGAUGUUGAUUUAUUUGUUGUUCAACUGGUGAUGGCUUUGGAGGUUUGCUAUUUCUGGGCUUUUAGGAGGUUUAAAGUGCAAUGCACUGUGCUCCCGACAUGCUACUACUUCCUGUAGCUUUUCAAAUUAAAGCAGCAAGUGUUGUUUUCUCCUGUUGCCUCAAAGUGAGGAAUAAUAUAUUGCGUGUAGUAUAAGUAAAGGACGAUGUUUCUUAAUGAAUUGAACAUGAUGACUUUAUUGUUGUUUGUGGCGAACACUUUAAUAAACACAAAAUGAAAUAAAUCUUGUUUAACAGCG